Pistacia vera is the source of this 888-nucleotide messenger RNA. Its product is annotated as glutathione transferase GST 23-like. Gene Ontology annotation, cellular component: cytoplasm. The transcript has 2 exons. Gene Ontology annotation, biological process: glutathione metabolic process. Bases 61 to 735 code for a protein of 224 amino acids. The record is from RefSeq and is a predicted model, not a curated record. Lineage: Eukaryota; Viridiplantae; Streptophyta; Magnoliopsida; Sapindales; Anacardiaceae. Gene Ontology annotation, molecular function: glutathione transferase activity.
CAGAAGAUAGUUGGAAUAAAUUGCAAAUUGAGUUCACAGUUCAUAACGAAGCUUAUCAACAUGGGUGAAGUGAAGGUGAUUGGAUCAACUUUAAGCCAAUUCUGCACGAGAAUUGAAUGGGCUCUGAAGCUUAAAGGGGUUGAAUAUGAAUACAGAGUGGAAGAUUUAAUGAACAAGAGUCCAAUCCUUCUGAAAUACAAUCCUGUGCAUAAGAAAGUCCCUGUGCUGGUUCACCAUGACAAACCGAUUGCUGAAUCACUUGUAAUUCUUGAAUAUAUCGAUGAGUUGUGGAAGGAAAAGUACCCUUUACUGCCUGAAGAUCCAUGUGAGAGAGCCAUGGCUCGCUUCUGGGCUAAAUUUGCUGAUGAGCAGUGUUUGAUGGGUGCAAUUGGAGCUUGCUGGAAAGAAGGAGAAGAAAAGGACAAAGCAGUGGAGUCUGCAAUAGAAUCAUUUGUCUUUCUUGAGAAGCAGAUUGAAGGAAAGAAAUAUUUCGGUGGAGAAGAAAUAGGAUAUCUGGAUCUAGCAUUGGGUUGGAUCCCUCACUGGCUGAAGGUAAUGGAACAAGUUGGAGAAAUGAAGUUGGUUGAUGGUGAGAAAUUGCCAUUGCUGAAUGAAUGGUGCCACAACUUCAUCCAAAUUCCACUCAUCAAAGAAAGCCUUCCCCCAAGAGAAAAGCUUGUCAACUAUGUGACUGCUAGUGUAGGCUACAUGCGCUCUUUGGCACCCAACAACUAAUAAUGAGUUGAUCUUAACUUACUCUUUAUUUUAUGGUUUAUUGCUUGGGACCUCUUGGAAAGAGGAUAUAUAACUAGGGUUUAAUUUGUUGCUUCUGUUCUCCUGUUUUGUUUUUUGUGUUUUAGUUGUUAAUGUAAGGUUAUCAUUCUAUGA